AGGGUUAAAGGGGCGCGCCCGUGGGUCGCGGACUGUCCGGUUGCUCCCGCCUCCUUCCGUCGGAUCCGCGCUCUCCCGCGGCUGCGCCGGCCCGGCCGCCCAGGAGACAAAGCGCUGCCGCCGCCGUCGCCGCCGCCGCCGCAACCGGGCCAGUCCCGAACCAUGGCCGGGCCACCCCGCAACCUCGCGCCUCCCGUCCCGUCGCCGCCCUAGGCCUGCGCUGCGAGAUGCAGAAACAGAGGCCCAGAGAGGUGAAUAGCCUGCCUGGGGUCCCCCAGCCCAGAUGCUGCAGAGCUGACAUUUGAAUCCAGAGAAGAGCGAGCUGAGGCUGGAGCUGAGCAGAGGGCAGGGAGGCAAGUGGUGGCCUGAGAGUUUGCUGAGGAUGAUGGCUUCCAGCUCCAUCUAUUUCCCCGCCAAGGACAUGAUCUCAUUCCUUUUUAUGGCUGGGUAGUUUUCCAUGGUGUGUAUGUACCACAUUUCCUUUAUUCAGUCUAUCAUUGAUGGGCAUUUGGGUUGGUUGAUCUCAGUUUCUAAGUCACAACUCAUGUUCCAUCUUCUAGGAAGCCUUCCCUGACUGCCUAUGUGGCUGACAGGAGGUGGCAAGGACAACCCCCUCCACCCUAGGACAGGUAGUCUGGCAGGGCCUCACUGCGGUCACCUGCUCCCAGGAGAGCCACCACCCUGACCUCAUUCCACCAGGCUCUGAGAAAGACACCACCCAGGCAGGGCCCCAGGCUCCCCUCCAGGCCCCGCGAUUGCCACCAUGAAGCUGAACGAGCGCAGCCUGGCCUUCUACGCCACCUGUGACGCCCCAGUGGACAAUGCAGGCUUCCUGUACAAGAAGGGUGGGCGGCACGCGGCCUACCACCGGCGCUGGUUCGUGCUGCGCGGGAACAUGCUCUUCUACUUCGAGGACGCUGCCAGCCGUGAGCCCGUGGGCGUCAUCAUCCUGGAGGGCUGCACCGUGGAGCUGGUGGAGGCCGCCGAGGAGUUCGCCUUCGCUGUGCGCUUCGCGGGGACCCGGGCGCGCACCUACGUGCUGGCCGCUGAGAGUCAGGAUGCCAUGGAGGGCUGGGUCAAGGCCCUGUCGCGUGCCAGCUUCGACUACCUGCGGCUGGUGGUGCGCGAGCUGGAGCAGCAGCUGGCGGCUGUACGUGGCGGGGGUGGCAUGGCCCUGCCCCAGCCCCAGUCCCUGCCCUUGCCCCUGUCCCUGCCCUCUGCCCUGGCCCCAGUCCCGUCCCUGCCCUCUGCCCCGGACCCGGUCCCAUCCCUGCCCUCUGCCCCGGCCCCGGUCCCGUCCCUGCCCUUGCCCCGCCGGCCCAGUGCCCUCCCGCCCAAGGAGAAUGGCUGCGCUGUCUGGAGCACUGAGGCCACCUUCAGGCCUGGACCCGAGCCCCCUCCACCACCGCCUCGCCGCCGGGCCUCGGCACCCCAUGGGCCCCUGGACAUGGCCCCCUUCGCCCGGCUGCAUGAGUGCUAUGGCCAGGAGAUCCGGGCCCUGCGUGGCCAGUGGCUCAGCAGCCGGGUCCAGCCCUGAGGCCGCCAGGGCGCCUGUUUUAGGGGGACACAAGCUCUACGCCCUCUGGGACAGGCCGGGUCCUGGAGAGACUGGGGGAGCAGAUCCUGAGGGAAAUCAUGGGCAAGGCUGGCCCCCAGGCCCUGAGUGGCCUGGUUUUGGGGGAUGCAGGCUCUGAGAAGGUGCUGGAUUCUGAGUGGGCCUUUAGGACCAUGUGACCCAGAAGGCCUACCCUUGAGGGGAACCUCACGUGCAACACUAAGGAGAAUCCAGGGCCUGAGGGGGAGGUUUCCUGAGAACUCCGGCCCCAGGCUGGCCUGAGCUGCCCGGCAGAGGCCUGUGCUGGCAACAGGCAUUGCCGGGCCUGCAGCUCAGAGGGUCACUGGGACUGAGGGCGAUCUGUGGCCUGAAAAGCAAAUGCACAGUUAAUGCAGCUCCUGACCGGGCCUUCAGGGUGGACAGAGGGAGGAUCGGUCGUGGCAGCCACAUCUGGGCCUGGCCUUGCUCCAGGACCUGCCAGAGGAGCUGGCCUGGCUCUGUGCCUGCCUGCCUCCAGGAGCAGGACGGUGGCUUGGAGGGUAGUGACUGGGGACACAGGUGCAGGUGUUAGUGCAGGACCGGAAGGGUGAGGUGGCCUGGUCCCCGGGGCUCCUGGCCUGGGCUGGCUGAGGCAGGACUCUGCCAAGUCCCCUGCCAGGCCUCAUGGUGGUGCUCCUGGUGGCAGUGGCUCUCUGGCCGCGGGCCCUGUCUGUCUCCGUGGUGGCUCUCACAGGGCUCUCCAGACACUCCUUGACUGCAUCCUUCAGUCUUGGCCCCUGGGCCUGGGGCCUCUUGGGAGCUUGCCUGACCUCCCUUCCUGGGCUGGGUAGCCAUGGCCCGAGGUGACCUUCUAGCAGGUUCCCCCAGGGAGGGGAGGCCACCAGCUGUCUCACCGCCUAGGAAGUCCCAGGUGCUGACCUAGUGGCGGAGAAAAAACAGCCACACACCGAGUGUGGCUUCCAGAGCCCCUCUUCAGCUCCAGGCAGUCCCCUCUAACAUGUCCCCUCCUGAGCUCAGCCCCCACCCCCAUACUCCUGGUGGGGACCAGGUCUUGCUUGGCUUCGGGGCUGACCGCCGGUCCCCUUUCUUUUCACCACAGUGCCCAUUUUUCAUCCAGGGAGAACCUCGGGGCUGGGACACCUCCUGGCCCUCACCCUGGGUCAUGUUUACAGUCCUCAGUGCCCCACACCGGUGGCCCCCUGAGGACACCUCCACCCUGACCUUGAUUUUCCCAAACGCUGCCUCUUGGUGACAGACUCAGCCCGAAACCCCUUUCUUCUGUCUCUGGAGACCCUUGAGCUUGGGGAAAUAUGGAGGGGUGUGUGUCUGCAAUCAAGGCCUCUGCAGCUCACGGCUGGCCCGGUGGGCUGGGACUUCCGUCUGAAUUUUAAAUACUUAGGGUUCAUUUUUUUUUCUCUGGCAACAAAGCUUGAUGUUUUCACUGCUUUAGUUUCCUGUUUGCUGGUGGGAGGGGAUACGGUCUGUGACUCUGGACUUGCUCUGGGGGAACAGUUGUCACUGCCCCCGGGGAGAGGGGCAGCUUGGGCUGGAGAAGCACAGCCAGAGACAGAGCCCCUUGAGAGGGAUCCUUGGCUGCUUCAUUGUCUUCCCCCCAGCAAGCCCUGCUCUCCUCCACAGGCACCUCUGGGGUCUUGGUACGGUCCCCGCUCACCUCCUUCCAGAGUCCUGAGUGGUGUGGGUGUGGGUGGCACAGGAUCUGGGGCAUGGGAGGGGUUCGGAGCUGCCCAGAGCCCCGUGUCCUGGCAGACUCAGCUGGUGGGCUGGGGUGUUAACCCCAGUCUUGGCGUAGGUUUACAGACUCUCAAGGUACGUUGGCCCUGGUCUCCUGGGAGAGAGGGGUGAGGGAUGUCCCCUACCAAAGCACAAGGUGGGAUCAGGCUGCCUCCUGGGUUGGGUGUCGGGGGAGCUGUCCGGCAGCCUGGCAGGGAGAUGCAAGGGCUAAAGUAAAAUUUUGUCAAGUAA
This is a messenger RNA of Gorilla gorilla gorilla (western lowland gorilla), 3538 nucleotides long. RefSeq names its product PH domain containing endocytic trafficking adaptor 1 (gene PHETA1). Lineage: Eukaryota; Metazoa; Chordata; Mammalia; Primates; Hominidae. The record is from RefSeq and is a predicted model, not a curated record. The coding region runs from base 822 to 1694 and encodes 290 amino acids. Gene Ontology annotation, biological process: endosome organization; receptor recycling; retrograde transport, endosome to Golgi. Gene Ontology annotation, cellular component: trans-Golgi network; recycling endosome; early endosome. The transcript has 4 exons.